CUGUACUUAAUCUUGCUGGCCUUGUGACAGACGGCAGCCCAGGAGACACAGGGAAGGACCCUAAGCAGCAUGAUUGCUCAAGGCAUCUCAGGGCUGAUGCGGCCCUUGCUCCGUGGGCUGAAUGCAAGCAAAAUUCGCUUUAUUCAUCUCUGCAGCGUGACUGAGCAGCACCGCACACCAGCUAAGCAGGGGUCAGAAAGAGGCUUCAGCUCCACGCCCAAGCGCCAGGAUGCCCCUGGGAAACCGAGCUCUGCAGACCAGGUGACAGUGCAUUUUAUAAAUCGGGAUGGAGAACGACUUACAGCCACAGCCAAGGAAGGAGAGAGUUUGCUGGAAGUGGUAGUCAAUCAAAAUCUGGCCAUUGAUGGAUUUGGUGCCUGUGAGGGGACAUUAGCCUGCUCUACCUGCCACCUCAUCUUUGAGAAGGACACCUACCAAAAGCUGGGCACCAUCUCAGAUGAGGAGCUGGACAUGCUGGACUUGGCAUAUGGCCUCACUGAGACAUCUCGUCUUGGCUGCCAGGUAUGCAUUAAGAAGUCGAUGGAUGGUCUGACGGUGCGGGUCCCCAUGGAUGUAUCGGACAUCAGGAGGCAACUGGAGGUUGGAAAGCAAAGCAAACAGUAACUGGAAAUGACUCCUGCAUGACGCAUUCUCAUUUCCAGUGUGGCAGGGUACUUUUGCUUUUGGUUAACACUAUAGCUUUUUGUGUCUGGCUUGCAACAGACCACAGAAGUCGGAUUGGGUUGAAAUGCCUGUUCGGCAACUGUCUUAUUUAAACAAAACUUAAAGCUAGGGGUUUUGGUACAUGUUUUAAGGGCUUAAAUGCUCUGCUGAAUGCAGCUGGACUAAAGCGUAUGGCUUUACAUUUCCCUGGGCAUGUGACAGUAAACAACUGUAAAUGACUUGCCCUCUCCUCUGAAAUGUAAGGAAUUCUGCUACUCUAAGUGACUGCUGGGAAUUUUGCAAGGCUUGGUUCUUCAAUCAUAGAGCGGAUCUUUCCCAUUGGGAAGCUUAAGAAGAGAUACCUGUUCCAAAUGCAAAACUGUGUGUUGGUUGGGUUGGUAAAACGGGCAAACUGAGUUUGGUUAGCAAGAGCAUCCUGAUAACCAUUUGAAUGCUGGCAUUUCCUAUAAGGGGGAACCACUUUCUAUGAGCUUGGGCUGUUACACAUCACUGAAUUGUUAUGUCCCAUGAUCUGCUACUUUCUCCAAAUAUUAAAUUUUCCCAUUGCUGUACUACCA
Cuculus canorus (common cuckoo) is the source of this 1241-nucleotide messenger RNA. Its product is annotated as adrenodoxin. Gene Ontology annotation, cellular component: mitochondrion. Lineage: Eukaryota; Metazoa; Chordata; Aves; Cuculiformes; Cuculidae. Gene Ontology annotation, molecular function: 2 iron, 2 sulfur cluster binding. The transcript has 4 exons. The coding region runs from base 70 to 624 and encodes 184 amino acids. The record is from RefSeq and is a predicted model, not a curated record. Gene Ontology annotation, biological process: positive regulation of oxidoreductase activity; P450-containing electron transport chain.